GCCGAGUCGGAGUACGAGUCUGUGCUGUGUGUGAAGCCGGACGUCAGCGUCUACCGGAUCCCGCCCCGGGCCUCCAACCGCGGUUACAGAGGUUCAUUCAUCCUGCAUCAAUAUCUUUGUGCUUGCUGACCUGUGCACUGGAUCCUGUGUGGUCUGCCUUUUGGCAAAGAGGUAGUUCUACUUCCUAGAAGCUUUCGAUCAGACCCCAAAUUGACCAUGAAUAGGAAUCAACAUGCCUUUUGAUGGCAGUCACAGGUACUGUGGCAUCUGACUGGAAAUUAGACCAGCCUGAUUGGACUGGUCGCCUCCGAAUCACUUCAAAAGGGAAGAUUGCCUACAUCAAACUCGAGGACAAGGUAUCAGGAGAGCUCUUUGCUCAGGCACCAGUAGAACAAUAUCCUGGUAUUGCUGUGGAGACAGUAACAGAUUCCAGCCGCUACUUUGUAAUCCGGAUCCAGGAUGGUACUGGGCGUAGUGCCUUCAUUGGCAUUGGCUUCACAGACCGGGGAGACGCCUUUGACUUUAAUGUCUCGUUGCAGGAUCACUUCAAGUGGGUGAAGCAGGAAUCUGAGAUUUCCAAAGAAUCUCAGGAAAUGGAUACUCGUCCCAAGUUGGAUCUGGGCUUCAAGGAAGGACAGACCAUCAAGCUGAGUAUUGGGAACAUUACAUCCAAGAAGGGAGGUGCUUCUAAGCCCAGGACUUCAGGGGCUGGGGGCCUGAGCUUACUCCCACCCCCGCCGGGAGGCAAAGUCACUGUACCACCACUGUCCUCCUCAGUUGCCAUCAGCAAUCACGUCACACCUCCACCCAUUCCAAAAUCUAGCCAUGGAGGCAGUGAUGCAGAUAUCCUUUUAGAUUUGGAUUCUCCUGCUCCUAUCACGACACCAGCACCAGCCCCAAUUUCUGCAAGCAAUGACUUGUGGGGAGACUUUAGCACUGCAUCCAGCUCUGUUCCAAACCAGGCACCACAGCCAUCCAACUGGGUCCAGUUCUGAGUAGUAUUGGCAGGACACUAAAGACAGAUUUGAAGAAUAAAAAUGACCUUGAGGGCACCAAUCUGUAAGGGAAGUUAGGAACCCCUUCCCUCUGCAGAACCAAAAUUACUGGACAAUCUUUUUUGUAGCUUCCCCAUUAUAUUCAGGCUGGUUUAUGUCACUCCCCAUGUUGUCACUUGCUGCACAGCCAAGAGAGUAUCUGUUAUCUCCUGCUCACUACCAAGGCAGGUGAACAGUGGAUCUUAUCGUGUUUGUGGCUGACUAUGCAGAGCUCAAAAGGCCAGUGUCUAUUUGAGGGGGAAUGACCCCUAAUGUCUAUGAAACUUUUCUCCAUCUUUUAAAUUCUUUAGCUAAUUUUAGAAUCAUCUCAUUGACUCUUGUGUGCCUCUUUGUGAAGCCCCAUUUAGCAAUUUCAGGGGAGACAAAAACCUUGAAACUUCCUUCUUCACUAACCCAAGACUUUAAAAAUGGAUAGGCUGACCUCAGUGUUUACAAGUUCAGAAUUUUGAUAGGGGUAGGUAUGGAGAAAGACCUGUUGCCUGGGUCUCUGCUGUAUAGCCUCCUUCAGGCUUUUCCUAUUCAGUGAACAUCCAGUGUUGAGUGCAGCUCCAUCACCCUCUUGUGUGUUUACAUGUCUCUUCCUGUGCUAAGAGGGUUGUAUUGGUGGCACCUCCACUAUUCUCUUAUUGAAUAGUGCAAUGUCUUGACCAGUGGGUGUCUCUGGGAUGAAGGAGGUUCAAGAGGCUGUGCUUUCCAAGUUAUAUUCUAUAGAAGUGUUUAAUUUCUUGCAGCUCCAUCUAGUUGCUGCAUUUGAAGCAUGACAUUAAUUUGUGUUUGCCCCAUUAUUUGGCCUAAAGUUGAAGAGUUUAGAGUUUUUAACCUGAUCUGCAGAGCAGAGAGGUUGAAAGCACUUAACUCUUGUUCAGUACCCAAGUUGCCUUUCUGCUUGGGUAUCUGGCCCCUUUCCAUAAACAUUUCUUUUUUAAUCCAUCUUGCUCUUCAGUAGAAAGUUGCUAUUACAUAUAUUGUCAUUUGUGAAGGGAGUUGGAGAGUCACAGCUUUAUUUGUGUAGGUUUUGCCCAAAAAGCAAGUUGCUCUUUCACCACUCUCCUUUCCCUCUGUCCCGUCAUUCCUUUUACAAUGCUGUGAAGAGAGUGCCCUUUCUCGGAUGAAUGGGUACUAUCUAUUUUGUUUUUUAGUGGGCAGUUUUGAGGAUGGAAUGGGAAGAUAGAACAUCUUCCCUUAGCACCUAUUUGGACGUGUACACUCUGGCUGAAGGGAGUCCUUAUAUUUAGUUUCAAAAUGUAUUCUCUCUCCUGGAUUUUCUUCUUAACUCUUUCUAACUUCGGGUCCAUUUUUUUUUUUUUUUUCAUUGUCUCCCCUUCCAGGCAGCUCUAUUUUUGCAGAGCCAUGGUAGGACAUUUUAAGAUUCCAAUAGAAAACACUAAAAGGAAAGUAUGUGUAAUCAUUGGUGACUAACUACUGGGAACUUAUUUUCUCAGUCUUCCUCCAUGUUGUGUUCUUUGUAUUCUCAAGAUGAUAAUAUAUUAUGUAUUUGAAUUGCUGAAAAAUUGAAAAUGUUUAAGAUUAUGUAUAUAAAGCAUAUGCUGUAU
Molecule: messenger RNA, 2608 nt
Organism: Cynocephalus volans (Philippine flying lemur)
Lineage: Eukaryota; Metazoa; Chordata; Mammalia; Dermoptera; Cynocephalidae
Gene: NECAP1
Product: NECAP endocytosis associated 1
Exons: 9
Coding region: 243-995 (250 amino acids)
Biological process (GO): endocytosis
Cellular component (GO): membrane; clathrin vesicle coat
Source: RefSeq, a predicted model, not a curated record